This is a messenger RNA of Schizophyllum commune H4-8, 693 nucleotides long. Its product is annotated as kinase-like protein. NCBI's taxonomy places the organism in Eukaryota, Fungi, Basidiomycota, Agaricomycetes, Agaricales, Schizophyllaceae. Gene Ontology annotation, molecular function: protein serine/threonine kinase activity; ATP binding. The transcript is spliced from 4 exons. The coding region runs from base 1 to 693 and encodes 230 amino acids. The record is from RefSeq and is a predicted model, not a curated record. Gene Ontology annotation, biological process: peptidyl-serine phosphorylation; intracellular signal transduction.
AUGGAGGCUUGUCUACCCGCCGUCCCUGAGAAGCUCUACGCGGUGAAGAUCAUCAGCAAGGUUAAGCUCAUACGGGAGGGCAAGGCAAAGACUGCCAUCGCGGAGAAGAACGCUCUGGCGAAGUUGGGCUCAGGGAAGCACCCUGGAUUUUUGAAGCUGUAUAAUGCCUUCCAAGACCCAACGCAUCUUUACCUUGUCAUGGACGUCGCUCCCGGCGGAGACCUCCAACUACUCGUCAAAGAGUACGGAUCCUUCUCACCCCGCGUCGCACGAUACUACGCCGCCCAAAUCGUGGACGCGGUGUUAUGGAUGCAUUCCCAAGGCAUCCUUCACCGGGACCUAAAACCGGAAAAUGCGCUUCUGGAUAGCGACUUGCGCAUCAAGCUCGCUGACUUCGGCUGUGCGUAUAUCGCACAAAAUGCUGAUGAUCUUGCACCUCGCAAAAGUACCUUCGUCGGCUCAGCAGCCUACGUCAGCCCCGAGCUGCUCGAUAAGACGCUUAAGACGACCAGCGCUGCCUCCGACCUCUGGGCCAUCGGCUGCAUUGUCUUCUACCUCGUCGCCGGCACCCUCGCCUUCCUCGCACCCACGGACUACCUCACGUUCAAGAAGAUCGAGGUUCUGGACUAUAGCUUUCCGGAUGGCUUUGAUGAGGAUGCGAGGAAUCUGGUUGAGCGUCUGUUGGUGAGUUGA